Molecule: messenger RNA, 621 nt
Organism: Heterobasidion irregulare TC 32-1
Lineage: Eukaryota; Fungi; Basidiomycota; Agaricomycetes; Russulales; Bondarzewiaceae
Exons: 3
Coding region: 1-621 (206 amino acids)
Biological process (GO): snRNA pseudouridine synthesis; rRNA pseudouridine synthesis; ribosome biogenesis
Cellular component (GO): nucleolus; box H/ACA snoRNP complex
Molecular function (GO): box H/ACA snoRNA binding
Source: RefSeq, a predicted model, not a curated record
AUGGCUAAGGACAAGUCAGAAAAGAUAAAGAACGUUGCUUCCGAGCCCACAGCAGAGGUUGAAGAUGUUGAUAUGGUCGAUGCCCAGGUGCGUUCCACGGUUACUCGCAACUCAACCCAUGCUUAUACAAACUCGGCGCAGAAUGAAAGAAAAACGAAGAAGAACAAGGAACAGAUUUCAAUACCUUUGGAAGACCUAUCCCCAAUAGCGCAUCCACUAGCGCAAAAGAAACUUCUCAAGAAGCUGCACAAAGCGAUUAAGAAAGCAUCAAAAGCACGGGAAGUUAAGAGAGGUGUCAAAGAAGUGGUGAAGGGAAUUCGCAAGGGCGAGAGGGGACUUCUUGUGCUAGCCGCAGACAUCACACCAAUCGACAUCAUCUCCCACCUACCGAUUUUGAGCGAGGAGGCUCAAAUUCCGUACGUUUUCGUGACCUCGAAGGAGGAGCUCGGAAAUGCGAGUGCAACAAAACGGCCUACCAGCUGUGUCAUGAUUUGCCCCAACCAGAAAAAGAGCGGCAAACGGAAGGAAGGGGAGGUUACGAGCAAGGACGACGAUUACCGGGAACUGUACGAGGAAUGCUGUCGAGAAGUGGAGAAACUAGACCACAAGAUUGUAGUCUGA